Molecule: messenger RNA, 1426 nt
Organism: Lotus japonicus
Lineage: Eukaryota; Viridiplantae; Streptophyta; Magnoliopsida; Fabales; Fabaceae
Exons: 2
Coding region: 733-1293 (186 amino acids)
Molecular function (GO): RNA-DNA hybrid ribonuclease activity; nucleic acid binding
Source: RefSeq, a predicted model, not a curated record
UAGAAGCUUAUGUUGAGAUUUUUCCAAAUGAUCAUGUUGGAAAGUUUGUUGGACCAGAACAUUCCGAUCUUGUUCGAGAACUAGGCUUAGGAGAAGUUCUUACCCUUGCAUUUAAGCAUACCACCACACGACUUUGUGGUAUGAACUUCAAUUCCUCCGGUGAUGGUUCCUCAUCCACAAAUUUAGAGAAAAAAGUGGACUUGCUCUAUCUGGGCUCGUACUCAAGCUGGAACCUUAGAGGCCGUCAUUUUUUUUGGGGCUUGUGCUCCUUCUGUGAACCUGAGUCUCAGAGGCCCAUGACUUUUUACCUUUUUUUAGGUGAUAUAUUUUUGAGGCAUUUUUUUUAGAUCGUGGCCGUUUUUCAAGUGGGCUCUGACACAACUGUUGGGUCUGGAUCAGGGAGGGUGGACCUGUGACGUUGGAGUAGAAGCUUUACCCAAAAACCUUAAGGCAAUUGAGAUUGCAAUCCUCGAACUUAUAUUCUAUUGAUCUUGUCUCCAACUUAGCAAAAUGAGACUUCCUUAGUAUAUUUUCAAUUUUUUUUUCUCUUUCUUUGUUUUCAAGAGGCUAGUACCAAGCUUCAAAGGAUGGGUAGAGAGUCUUCUCCAAUCUCUGCCCGAAGAGGGAAUCCAAUGGUUAUUUGGUUUAAUUUGGGCAAUUGGGAAUAGAAGAAACAUUUGGCUCUUUGAGGAAAAGCGAUUGUCCCCCUCACAGGUUGUCACCCAAGCUUCGAUGAUGCUGAUUUCGGAAGAUGCAGACAAGCAACACCAAACACAAGCUCCCUCUGUAACUCCCCCUUUCAGGGACAGGAUCAAAGCAAACUUUGAUACCUCAAUUCGUGAGUUUGUGGGAACAGGUCUAGGAGUCAUUUUCAAGAACCAUUUUGGGAAUUCCAUGGCAGCAGGCGCGCACUUCAUUCCCUCCUCUUUUGAACCUACAAUCGCAGAAGCAAUGGCCUUCCGUUGGUGCAUAUCUAUGGCGAGAGACCUGGGAUUCCAAGAGGUUGAGUUUGAAAUUGAUUGUCUCAAUCUCUUCCAAGCCUGGAAACGAAAUGAUCCAUUCAGCAACUAUCUAGACUCCAUUGUACAAGACUGCAAGUCUCUUUCCCUAGCUUUUAGGAGUUGUGUUUUGCUUAAUUGUCGCAAAACUGCUAAUGCAGUUGCUGAUCACAUUGCCCACCUAGCUUUUGAUUACCAGGAUCAUGUUUGGGUAGAACUUGAUCCUCCUGGUACAACAAACUUGCUUAGACAAGAAGCCCUCUUUUAUACUGGAAAUGAGGUUUCUACCUUUUGAUUAAUAUUAGUCUGAAAGUUCAAAAAAAAAUAGAGGCUAGUACCUGAAAAUAUGAGCUUAGAGAAAAUUAAGUAAGUUUCAGCAAGUUCAUGCUGUGUUAUUUUCGUGUACAUAAAAUUGAGAGCUGGAUUUG